Messenger RNA from Colletotrichum destructivum, 967 nucleotides. RefSeq names its product Putative cutinase/acetylxylan esterase, alpha/Beta hydrolase, cutinase, serine active. Gene Ontology annotation, biological process: carbohydrate catabolic process. Gene Ontology annotation, cellular component: extracellular region. Bases 92 to 844 code for a protein of 250 amino acids. Lineage: Eukaryota; Fungi; Ascomycota; Sordariomycetes; Glomerellales; Glomerellaceae. The transcript is spliced from 3 exons. The record is from RefSeq and is a predicted model, not a curated record. Gene Ontology annotation, molecular function: cutinase activity.
CCGACAAGUCUCCUCCCCCCCCCCUUUCUUGCUUCUUCAAGCCCCAGGCCAGCCCUGGUCAAGCAGCUGACUCGCCAACACCGCCGUCACAAUGAAGGCCAGCCUCUUCUUCCUCGCGGCCUCCACGGCCCUCGCCGCGCCCCUCGAGAGCGUCCCUCCCGUCGUCCGCAGCGAGGUGGGAGCCUUCCCCAUCGCCGAGCUCGAGGCCUACUACAACGCUGCCUACUCCGUCAAGCCCCAGGAGGCCGACGCUCUUCACCCGACCAUUUCCAAGCGUCAGUACAACGGCGACACCUUCAACCAGCUCACCGACGGCACCCCCUGCCGUAAGGUCACCCUGAUCUGGGCCCGCGGCACCACCCAGUCCGGCAACGUCGGUGAGGCGGGCUCCGAGGGACCUGUCUUCUUCAACGCUCUCGCUUCGCGCGUCGGAGCUUCGAACUUGGCUGUCCAGGGCGUCGACUACCCUGCCAGCAUCUUUGGCUUCCUCGCCGGCGGUGAUGCGGGUGGCAGCACCACCAUGGCCAACCUGGUCGCCCGCGCCGUGACCCAGUGCCCCAACACCAAGAUCGUCCUCUCCGGAUACAGCCAGGGCGGUCAGCUCGUUCACAACGCCGCGGCCAAGCUGACGGCGGCCCAGACCAACCGGAUCUCUGCCGUUCUCAUCUUCGGCGACCCAUUCGACGGCCAGCGCGUGGGCAACAUUCCCGCGUCCAAGGUCAAGGUCAUCUGCCACGACGGCGACAACAUCUGCGACGGCGGCAUCAUCAUCACCGCCGACCACCGCAACUACGAGCAGGACGCCCCCGCGGCCGCUGCUUUUGUUGCUGGUCUGGUUGCGUAAGAGCUUCGCCAAAGUGACAAACUCCAAAAAAAAGGGGGUGGGGGAGGAGGAAGGGUUGGAAGCUGGCUGCUGUAAUCCCCUUUACGUACUUAAUGACUGAGACGAUGAAUCGACCGAUUACGA